Harpia harpyja (harpy eagle) is the source of this 2556-nucleotide messenger RNA. RefSeq names its product synaptic vesicle glycoprotein 2A (gene SV2A). Gene Ontology annotation, molecular function: transmembrane transporter activity. Gene Ontology annotation, cellular component: membrane. The record is from RefSeq and is a predicted model, not a curated record. The coding region runs from base 162 to 2345 and encodes 727 amino acids. NCBI's taxonomy places the organism in Eukaryota, Metazoa, Chordata, Aves, Accipitriformes, Accipitridae. Gene Ontology annotation, biological process: chemical synaptic transmission; transmembrane transport. The transcript is spliced from 12 exons.
CUCUGCCAGCCGGUGCCACGUGGAUGGGUAGCGCCGUUGCCCGUCUCCCUGCAUCCCACCACGGCCCCCGGGUGUGAGGGUGCAGCCCGCGACGCAGAGACACACACCCCCCACCCCCACCCCCCCCAAAUCCCGGUGUCCUGGACGAUCCCACCGGCACCAUGGAUGAGAGCUUCCGAGACCGGACGGCGUUCAUCCGAGGCGCCAAGGAUAUCGCCAAGGAGGUGAAGAAACACGCGGCCAAGAGGGUGAGCAAGGGCAUGGACCGCGUGCAGGAUGAGUACACCAAGCGCUCCUACUCCCGCUUUGAGGAAGAGGAGGAUGAUGAAGACUACCCACCCCAGGAUGGCUACUACCGAGGGGGCGAGGGGGCCAAUGAAGAGGAGGGGGCUUCCAGUGAUGCCACUGAGGGUCACGACGAGGAGGAUGAGAUCUACGAGGGCGAGUACCAGGGCAUCCCCCGGCAUGACUCACUGAAGACUGGGGAGCGGUUGGGGGCCGAGAUGGCCGUCGGCGCCUUUGAUGACAGCGAGGGACAGCGACGGAAGGACAAGGAGGAGCUGGCGCAGCAGUACGAGCUUAUCCUGCAGGAGUGCGGCCACGGCCGCUUCCAGUGGACCCUCUACUUUGUCCUGGGACUGGCCCUCAUGGCUGACGGCGUGGAGGUCUUCGUGGUGGGCUUCGUCCUGCCCAGCGCAGAGAAGGACAUGUGCCUCUCCGACUCCAACAAGGGCAUGCUGGGGCUCAUCGUGUACCUGGGCAUGAUGGUGGGCGCCUUCCUGUGGGGCGGGCUGGCCGACCGCCUGGGCCGAAGGCAGUGCCUCCUCAUCUCCCUCUCCGUCAACAGCAUCUUUGCCUUUUUCUCCUCCUUCGUCCAAGGCUAUGGCACCUUCCUCUUCUGCCGCCUCCUCUCAGGCGUGGGCAUCGGCGGCUCCAUCCCCAUCGUCUUCUCCUACUUCUCGGAGUUCCUGGCGCAGGAGAAGCGCGGGGAGCACCUGAGCUGGCUCUGCAUGUUCUGGAUGAUCGGGGGCAUCUACGCCUCCGCCAUGGCUUGGGCCAUCAUCCCCCACUACGGCUGGAGCUUCCAGAUGGGCUCGGCGUACCAGUUCCACAGCUGGAGGGUCUUCGUCCUGGUCUGCGCCUUCCCCGCGGUCUUUGCCAUCGGGGCGCUCACCACCAUGCCCGAGAGCCCCCGCUUCUUCCUGGAGAAUGGCAAGCAUGACGAGGCUUGGAUGGUGCUGAAGCAAGUCCACGACACCAACAUGCGGGCCAAGGGCCACCCUGAGAGGGUCUUCUCGGUCACCCACAUCAAGACCAUCAAGCGGGAGGACGAACUCAUCGAGAUCCAGUCGGACACCGGCACGUGGUACCGGCGCUGGCUCGUCAGAUUCCUCAACCUCUCACAGCAGGUCUGGAGCAACUUCCAGCAGUGCUUUGCGCCUGAGUACCGCCGCGUCACGCUGAUGAUGAUGGCCGUGUGGUUCACCAUGUCCUUCAGCUACUAUGGGCUGACGGUCUGGUUCCCGGACAUGAUAAAGCACCUGCAGAACAUUGAGUACGCCUCGCGCACCAAGCUCUUCACCCACGAGAAGGUCCGGCAUUUCACCUUCAACUUCACCCUGGAAAACCAGAUCCACAAAGGCGGGGAGUACUUCAAUGACAAGUUCAUUGGCCUGAGGAUGAAAUCAGUGACGUUCGAGGACUCGCUCUUUGAGGAGUGCUACUUUGAGGACAUCACCUCCAGCAACACCUUCUUCAAGAACUGCACCUUCAUCUCCACCGUCUUCUACAACACGGAUCUCUUUGAGUACAAGUUCAUCAACAGCGAGGUGGUGAACAGCACCUUCCUGCACAACAAGGAGGGCUGCCAGCUGGACUUCAGCGACGACAACAACGCCUACAUGAUCUACUUCGUCAGCUUCUUGGGCACCUUGGCUGUCCUCCCUGGGAACAUCGUCUCGGCCCUCCUCAUGGACAAGAUCGGCCGCCUUCGCAUGCUGGCCGGCUCCAGCGUGAUGUCCUGCGUCAGCUGCUUCUUCCUCUCCUUCGGCAACAGUGAGUCGGCCAUGAUCGCACUGCUCUGCCUCUUCGGCGGCGUCAGCAUUGCCUCCUGGAACGCCCUCGAUGUGCUCACUGUGGAGCUCUACCCCUCCGACAAGAGGACGACGGCCUUUGGCUUCCUCAAUGCCCUCUGCAAGCUGGCGGCUGUGCUGGGCAUCAGCAUCUUCACCUCCUUCGUGGGCAUCACCAAGGCGGUGCCCAUCUUCCUGGCCUCCGCCGCCCUGGCCCUCGGCAGCUCCCUCGCCUUGAAAUUGCCGGAAACUCGGGGGCAAGUCUUGCAGUGAUGGGCGGGGGGGAAAGGCUGAGGGAGAGGGAUCCCCCCCCCCCCCCAACUGCCACCACUACCACCUCCCUGUGCCAACUGCCCCCCCCCCCCCAAAUUCCAGCUCCCUUCCUUGCCCCCCCACCCCGGGGGAUUAGUCUCGUUAGACACUGUGAAACGUCUUCUUGGAGCAUUUGGGAUCUUUUUCAUUUGCACUUGGAACCCCCCCAAAA